AUGUCUGCUGAAAAUCAACAAGCCGCUGAAACUGUUGCCGCUGUCGUCGAAGAAGUCGUCGCCGCUCCAGAAUUGCCAAAAUCUGAUCCACCAGCUGAGAAUGUUGCACCGGCCGCUGAAAAUGCUGAAGCUGCUCCAGUUGCUGCAGAGGUAGGGUGUGAUUUUUUUUCAGCUAGAAAAUUUCGAGAUUUUUGAGCCUGGAGCUUGGUUUUAAGGCAAAAAUUUGAAUUUCUCCUUUUCCCGCGCGAAUAAUUUGUGUACUUCUCUCGGACAAGAUAAAAAUUAAUAAAUUUUGCCUUUGGCUCUCAAAAAUAUUUGAAAAUUCACAAAAGUUUGGAUUUUUCAUAAUUAGCGCCUAAAAAUGUUCACAAAAUUUGAAAAUUUCAAUUUCCCGCACAAAUUCUCGUUUUGUUUUUUCGAACAAUUCAAAAAUUGAAUUCUCUUCUUUUCCCGCUUGAAUAGUUUGUGUAGUUCUCUUGGACAAUUCAAAAUUUUUGCGAAAUUUUAAUUUUUCAUAAUUAGCGCCUCAAAAUGUUGAUAAAAUUCGACAAUUUCAAUUUCCCAUACAAAAGCACGUGUAGUUCUUUUGGACAAUAGAAGAUUAACUAAAAAUUCAAAUUUUCCUCAUUUCCCGCUCCAAUAUUGUGUACUUCUCUCGGACAAGCCGAAAAAUGUGCAUUUUUCAAGCUUCUCCCUUUCUCAUUUUUGCCAACACCAAAACCCGAAACCCGAAUUUUAUUAUCUCGAUUUUCCAUUAAAACGAGACGAGCCCUGUGCUGUGUUUUCUCGUCCAUUUAAUUGGUUUAUCUUGGUCAGCAAGCAAAAAAAGGGGAAGAAAAAUGGCUUUUUUGGGAGGGGAAUGAAGCAGGAAAAUGGUCAUUUUUCAAAUGAAAAAUGGGGGAUUUUUUAGCCAAAAUUGGUAGAAAAAUGAGAUUUUUGAGCCAAAAUUGAGCUGAAACCUAAAAUCUGUAAUUUUCAGCCAGCCGCUGAGGGAGAAGCUGCCGCCCCAGCUGAAGAGACCAAAGAAAAGAAGUCGGGAGGAAUUGCACGUCGUUUCACAUUCAACAAACGAUGGGGAAAACAUCGUGACGAGGCUGCUGCACCAAAAGAGCCAGAAGCACCAAAAGAUCCAAAGGAAGAUGUGUUGGGAUGGAUUGCUCAACAAAUUCCACAAGCUGUUCAUAAGGUGAGGAUUUGAGCGGAAAUUUGGGAAAAUUAGAGUUGUUGAGCUAGAAAUCUUGAUUUUUUGUGCUCAAAAAGUUGGCCUAGAGCUCAAAUUUUCACUAAAAAAAUUCAAUUUUCCUCCAUUUCCCACUCAAAAACAUGUUUGGCUUAGGCAGAUGUAUUUAGAGAGCGUAAUUUAAACGAUUUCCCUUUUUUUGAACAAUGUGCCAAAAAGGCAGAUGUUUUGUGAAAAAUCUGGUGUAAUUGAGGAAAUUGGGUAAUUUUCGAUGAAAAAUUGAGGUUUUUUGAAGAUUUUUGACCAAAAAAAGAUUGAGAAAAUCUAAUUUUUAUUGAAAGUUUGCGAAUUUUCAAAGAAUUCAGCUGAAUUUGAUAAUUUUCAGUUUCAGAGGCUGAAAUUCACAUUUUCCAGUGGAGUUUUAGAAUGUUCUAUUGCUUGUGACCUUCAGAACUCAAAAAAUGAGCCUGAAUCUAGAAAAUUGGUGAUUUUGGAGGUUAUAAGCAAAAGAAUGGUCUAGAAUUCCACUAGAAAAUGUGAAUUUUAGCUUCUGAAAUUGAAAAUUCACAAAUUUUGAAAUUCCCGCCAAAUUCUUUGAAAAUUUCUGUCCAAAUCACAUACUCUAUUCAAAAAUUCGUGAAAAUCUCGAAUUUCACAGUGUUUUAUUUGAUUAAAGGUGUUUUAUUGACACAUUUUCUCUCUUCUAUGAGUAGUACUUUACGAUUGUGAAAAAGAACACCCACCCGAAACUACUACAUUUUACACCUGUCUUCUACCUUGUCUGUCAACACAAUUAUUUAUUAUUCAUGAGAAAAAUUUGCGGGCUUCAUGAAUACGAAAUUAAUUUGUUCGUUCGGAUUUUUGUUGGCGCCCUGGCGAAAUUAUGGGAUUUUUUGAUUGGGUGGGAAGGCGCCAAGCAAAAAAACUGGUUUUCUCUUCGAAUUCGAAGAUUUUGGGAUUAGUAACACAUUUUCCCUUGUUUUUCAGGGAUUAUGGGGGAUUUUGAGGGGUUUUGUGAAAGUACAGGAUUUGCAGAGGAAGUAGGGGCUGAAAAUUUGAAAAAUUGGGGAUUUUUGGAGGUCUGGAAGUUAUAUAUGGAAAAUUCUAGAAUUGGGCUAGAAAAUGCGAACCGCAGCUUCUGGGGCUUGAAAUUACAGAAAAUUUGGAUUUUGAGCUUCAGAAGCUGAAAAAUUACAAAAUGUUGUUCAAUUUGUGCAAUUUCAGCCGAAAUUUACUGAAAAUGGGAUUUUUGAGGCGUUCAACUGAAAAGUUACGAUUUUUCAUGUAUUUGAACUUACUGGAGUUCUAAAUUUGACUGAAAAUUUGGAUUUCUAAAGUUCCGAAGUUGGAAAAAAUGCUGAAUUUCAAGGAAAAUUGGAUUUUCUGAUAGAAACACUAGUUUUCAUCGAAAUUAGGAAAAUUCUAAGCUUCUAGAUUAAAUUCUAGAAUUACCGCAUUCUCCCCAGAAUUUUCUAGAGAUCUGCAGAUUCUCUGGAAAAUUCUAGACAGUUUCUUCUCGGCGCUCUCUCCGAUUUUGGUUGAAAAUCCAGGUUUCUCGAAAUUUCUAGAAUUCUCUACAGAAAAUCUCGAUUCUUCUAGAAAAUUCCAGAAUUUUCUAGACAGUUUUCUCUUUCUCUCUGCACCCUCUUCGAAUCCUAUACUCUCUAACCGCCCGUCCCAAAGAUCUCAUGAAUAAUUGUGUGCCCUUUUUGCAAUUUGUCGUGUUGUUCUUUCUUAUUCUUCUUCUUCUUUUUGGAGAUCAUAAAAAUGCAAUGCAUGACUUAUUAGAGAGAACUAGGAAAGAAGGGGCCAUGGUCAUUUUUUGGUUGACUUUUUUUUGUUUUGUUUUGAUGUACCUGGUAUUAGUCAUGGUAUAGAAACAGUUAUUAUCUAUUUUUCCUCUUCUUCUUCUUUGUCGGCAGCUUUUUUGUGUAGUUCUCGAGGACAAGUCGAGGGUUGCGCAAUAAUGGGUGGAAUGACAAAUGAAAAGAGGGCGAAUUCUCUUGGGACGCUGCCGCAAAAAUUGCCGUUCUCUUCGACUAUUUUUGGACGAGUGCACUUUUUUGUUUUUGCAAAAUGAGAGAAGGGGUUUUAUGGGUUGAGAGAAUGAUGAAAUAUUGAGAUGGCGAUGGGAAAUGUACGAUUUUUUGGAGGAAAUUUUGGAAUUUGCGCACGAAAUUUAUGAGUCUAACAUGAAGAUUUUGGGAUUUUGAAGCUGAAAAUCUAAAAAAUUCACCAAAAAUUAGGUCAUCGACCGGAAAUUCACGAUAUUUAGGUUGAAAACUAGAAAAUUAUGCAUUUUGAUCUCAAAAAUCAUUAAAUUGGGCCAAAGUUACGAUUUUCUCGCUCGAACUUGUGAUAUAGUCUUCAAAAUUAGAAAUUUUCAGCUGAAAAUUAUGAAAUUCAGGAUUUUCUCGCUGAAAUUUGUCGCAUAGCCUUGAAAAAUCGAAAUUUUCAGCCAAAUUUCGAUUUUUCAGCUGAAAAUCUCGAAUUGUCACCCAAAAUUAUGAUUUCUUGAUAGUUUUGAAGUUAGAGCUAGAAAAUCUUGGAAUUAAAAAUUUGAAAAACCGAAAUAUUUUCUCAAAUAUCAAUCCAAUUUUAAUUGCAGGCCAACUACCAAGUGCUCGACUGGAUCCAAAACACAGCCGUCGAAAACGAGGCCGAUCGCAAAGCGAUUCCGGGCAAAGAUCAAUCCACCACCCGCAAUCAAUUCUUGGGAUUCUUGAGAGACGGUGAUUUGCUCGUCAAAUUGGCCAACACUCUUCAGGUAUGUGGUUUUUGGGGGAGGUUUUGGGCUUAAAAUUGGUCAAAUUUUGGUUCAAAAUGGGUAUUUUUGAUGAAUUUUGCACCAGAAAUCUUCAUUUUGGACCUUUUUAUCCAAAAAAUCGGUUUUUUAUGGCUUUUAACCCCAAAUUUGCCAGAUUUUGCUCAAAAAGGUCAUUUUCCCUCACAUUUUCCGACCUCUAAUUACCUCCCAUGGAACCCUGAAAUUAAUUUGUAUAUUAAUUACCCUAAUUAAUUACUGUAGAGGAAUUUGUUGACCUUUUUCUCUUCUCUUCCCCUUGUUUUUCCUGGUCAAAACAAAUAAUAAUAAUUCAUAUCAUCGCCCCCCGAAAAUGAUGAUAUGAUUAGGAUGAUUUUUAUUGUUGUUGACAUUUGGUUUUCGGAAUUUUGAAGGAGAAAUGAGGGAUUUGGUGGAUUUUUGGGCCUGGAAAUGGGGAAAUUUGACCUGAAAUUGGGGCUGAGCGCGAAAUUUCAGUUCUAGACUAUUUUUGAGCUGAAAAGCUGAAAUUUUUAAUCGAAUCUAGUCUAAAAAUGCGAUUUUUCAGUCAGAAACUCGGAAUUUCAGUUCGAGACUAUCUUUGAGCUGAAAAUCUGGAAUUUUUUAAUCAGAAAGAGUUUUGAUAGGAUUUUUCAGCUUAAACCCCUAAAAUUUAGCUUUGGACUAUUUUCACCUAGAAAUUUUCAUCAAAAAUCAAUUCCAGGACCUAAAUUUAACCCAGAAAAUCUAGUUUAAAAAAUUGAUUUUGGGAAUUUUUAUACUACCUAAAAAGCAGAUUUCUACCCAAAAAAUAAUACCGGACUUUGCCUAACUCCAUAUAACUCUGAAAAUUAGGUUUUUAGCUGAAAAAGCUUUCCAAAAAAUCAAUUUUCAUCCCCGACUUCCCCUAACUCAAAUUUUUCAUUGCAGGCUGGAGCCAUCGAACCAGCAGUCGCUGAAGAAAACGCUGACGCCGCCGCCCAAAAAGAGGUUCAAAAGAAGAAUAUCGAAUCAUUCGCCACAUGGGCCGGACAAACUUUGGGAGCUGAAAAUGUGUUGAAAGCCGAAGAUUUGUUGGAAAAAGGAAAAGCUGGAUAUUCGGCAGUCUUUUCGACUUUGUGGCAAUUGGGAGUUCAAGCCAAAGAAAAAUUCGAAAAGGAUGGAUUUGAUGUUGAGACAAUUGUCAAUAUUGCGAGCCAAGUUGUGAAGAGCGGAUUGUUGACCACGAUUUUGGGAUUCUUUAGAGUGAGUGCGACAUUUUUGGGUGAUUUUGAGCUGAAUUUUAUGAAAAUUGACCUAUUUUGAAGAAUUUCGCUUAGAAAAUUAGUAAAAAUAGUGGAUUUUGAUGAUUUUCAAUCGGAAAUUUGAAUUUUUGACCAACAUCGAGUUUUAGGGUCAUUUCAAAGUGAAAACCAUGAAAAUCGACCCAAAAUUUGAGUUUUGAGCAAAUUUGGAGCAUUUCGUGAUAAAUUGGAUUUUUGGCUGGAAAUUUAGAUUUUUUAAAAUGAUUUUUAAUGAAUCUUAUAUCUUCUUACUAAAAAUUGAGGAGUUCUGCUCAGAAAUUUGAGUUUUCAGCUGAAAAUUUGAAUUUUUGAGUGAAUUUGGAGCAUUUUGAUAUGAAAAAAUGCUCAAUAUUCUGAAUUUCACUGAAAAAUCUGAAAUUUUCAUCUGAAAAUCUCCCAACCUCAAUUUUUUUCAGAGAAACCGUCAACCAGUCACCGAAGAGGCGAAAGAAGGCGAAAAUGCCGCUGCUCCAGCUGAAGGCGAAGCCGCCAAAGACGGAGAAGCCGCUGCGGAACCAGCUGCGGAAAGUGUCGAGGAACCGGUUGCGGUCAAGGUGAAUUUUUGAAAUUUGGCUCUUUAUGAGCUGAAAUUUGUGAAAUUUGGCUCUUUUUGAGCUGAAAAUCAUGAAAAAUGCUCUUUUCUAACCCAAAAUUAAUUUCAGGUCGAAACCAGUGCUCCAGCCGCUGUUGCUGCCAAUUAG
Caenorhabditis angaria is the source of this 5925-nucleotide messenger RNA. The record is from the annotation of a GenBank genome assembly. Lineage: Eukaryota; Metazoa; Nematoda; Chromadorea; Rhabditida; Rhabditidae.